Cornus florida is the source of this 735-nucleotide messenger RNA. RefSeq lists its product as uncharacterized. Lineage: Eukaryota; Viridiplantae; Streptophyta; Magnoliopsida; Cornales; Cornaceae. The coding region runs from base 1 to 735 and encodes 244 amino acids. The record is from RefSeq and is a predicted model, not a curated record. The transcript has a single exon.
AUGCGUGGUCCAAGGGGGGUGGGAGUUUGGCAUUUCAUUCAGAGGGGUUGGGAUGAUUUCUGCAAGCAUGUUCGUUUUCGUGUUAAAGAUGGAAGGAGGAUCAGUUUUUGGAUGGAUCUCUGGUGUGGGGAUCUCCCUCUUGCUCUCGCGUUCCCACGGCUCUAUAGGAUUGCUUCUCAUCGACAGGCCAUGGUUGUUGAUUGUUAUCAUCUUGAUAACGAGAGACUGUCUUGGGAUGUUCGUUUCAGGAGGCAUUUUCAGGAUUGGGAGAUCGAGGAUGUUUUUCGUUUUCUGGAGCUAUUGUAUAGCCAGGUGUUUUCUUUUGGGGGAUCGGAUUGGUGGUUCUGGAUUCCUACCUUGCAUGGUCGAUUUGAGGUUAGGUCCUUUUUCAGAUACCUUUCGGUUGGUCAUGGAGAUCCCUUCCCUUGGAAGUCUAUUUGGCGGUCGAAGGCUCCCCGCAAGGUCGCUUUUUUUGCUUGGACCUCUGUUCUGGGUAAGAUUUUAACCCAGGAUAAUCUGAGGAGGAAGAAUCAGGUGGUGGUCAAUCACUGUUAUAUGUGUUUGUGUAAUGAGGAGUCUGUUGAUCACCUCCUUUUACAUUGCAACAUGGCCAGAGAUUGUUGGGAUUUGAUGCUUCGUUUAUUUGGGGUACAUUGGGCCAUGCCUUUUUCCUCUAGAGGGUUGAUUGAGGCUUGGAGAGGCGUCUCUGUUGGGGCUGGCAUUAGGGAUGCUUGA